Molecule: messenger RNA, 2815 nt
Organism: Haliotis rufescens (red abalone)
Lineage: Eukaryota; Metazoa; Mollusca; Gastropoda; Lepetellida; Haliotidae
Product: transcription intermediary factor 1-beta-like
Exons: 5
Coding region: 745-2646 (633 amino acids)
Molecular function (GO): zinc ion binding
Source: RefSeq, a predicted model, not a curated record
GAGUAUAUAGUGUAUGCUGGUAGGUAGUACAAGAAAAGAUAGUUUCCCUUUGAACUAUUGAAUCAGUAUAACUUUCUAAUGUACAUGGCUAUGGCUAUUACAAAAUUGGCAUUGUCACCUCCUCUAAUUCAAUGUUCAGAGAUAUGACCUCUUUUUUUUAAGAACUUUUUUUUCAGUUUUACUGAGACAAAAGAACAAAAACAGAUACAAAAUAGAUUAAUUUCUAAUUCCGUGUAUCACACGGUCACUGUGUUUAUAACCGUCCUCAUGAGCGAUACAGCCAAUUCAUAAGUCUAAUGCAGUCUGAUUGGCGGCAUUUCGACGUCAAUACACUAGUUGAUUAUGAAAUAUGCAUACAAAUGACGGCUCCGAUUACUUAGUGUUUGCUAGAGCAUUCACCGCAUCAGUAGGCAUGCAUUAGGCACAAUGCCCUGUUGACAUUCAGUGUCUCCAGAAUAAGAAAGGCAGUCUAGGAAAACGUUCUAACAACCAGCAUCAUUAUUCAAUACUACAAUAUCACAACAUGUGUCUCAAGGAAUCUUUAUAUUUAAAUAUUCAAUAAUCAGUUGUAAUGUGAUUGCCUGUUUUAAUUCAAAUACAUCAUGGAUCAAGUGUAAAUGCUUAGGUUUAGUCCAUUUAUUUUCGUGAAAUCAAUGUGCCAUUAUUGAUUAACUGUUCGCAUUAUUACAAUUUUAAAUACAAUGUUCUCGUUGUAAUAGAGACAAUGCUCUUCUCUGUUCCAGAAUGGACACCUUCCCGAAGUGUUCUGUCUGUCAUCAGGAGUUUACACUGAAAGGUCCAGUCCCCUACUUACUGCCCUGUCUACACGCCGUGUGUGAGAAGUGUGUGACAUCUGCAGCUGUCGGUGUGAUAUCAUGCUCUACAUGUCAGAGGGAGGUCAACCUCACAGACACAAGUCUCCAGAAGGACGCAGUCAGACAGAAGGAAAUAUUCCACCUGACCGUCAAACAUCGCCCCACAGAGAUCCUCUGUACACAUGAAAAUGAUGGCAAUCAGGCUGUGUGUUGGUGUCAGGAGUGUGAAGAGUUCCUCUGCGAAUACUGCCAGAACUUGCACAAUGGUUUUAAAGCUACCAGAAGACAUGUUGUUGAAACCUUUCGGGAUACGGGGGACAUGUUUGUAGAACAAGUAUGCAAACUUCACAAUCGUUAUCCUCUUGAAUAUUUUGAUAAAAACUGCAACAUUUCAAUUUGUGCCAAAUGCAGGCUUGGCGAGCAUUCCGAGCACGACGUUGAGGAUUUAGAUCUGGCUGCUGAUGCUGCAAAAGGACGGAUAGAACAACAUGGGAAGAAUGUGACCGCCCAUCAUACUUGUCAACAAGCAUAUUUGAAGAGCGUCAGCAAAGUCGUAAAUGACACAAAGAAUACAAGUAGUGCUCUUAAGGAGGCCAUCCACCACACUUUCCUUUCUCUGAGGACACAACUUGAUCAAAGAGAGAAGGAGCUGGUCAUAGAUCUGGAGAAUCAGACGAAACAGGAACUGUCAAAGCUGCACACUAUACAAGCUACCUCUGAAGGCGAGAGUAAAAGAUGCAAGUGGACUUCAGACUACAUCAGGACAGCGCUCAGAUAUGCUUCAAACUCUGACUUUCUCACACUGGAGAGUUCGAUACAAGAUACAGCGAAGACGCAUCUCAGAUCAGUUCCACCUGAGACACACAGUGCACCCGCAGCCAGUUUCAACACAGGGGGCCUGGAGAAAUUGAAAUCCUACAUUUCUGACUUUGGGUCUGUCAAUGAAGAUGGAUCAGCAGCUCAGGCACAUACACUUGCAGAUCAAGGGACACAGACAGACGAUAGCCAUCUAACUGACCUGGACAACAAAUACAAAGAUCUGAAAGUGCUGGAGGUAGCUGACGAUCCAACUCCAUUGGCAAGUUUUGAUGCGGGUGAUAAAACCUACACUCUGAAAACAGGAACGAAGACACCGGUGACUCUGAAGUGUCCUAAACUACAACUGGACGCUGCUCGAGCCAACACAGACUACUGCCACGUAACUACAGACGGUGAGCUGGUCAACUCGCGGCCCGCCACACGACACAGAGACAGCGGCAGGUUACGGAGAUACCACGGCACCUGUAGUUCCACCCCCAUCCCCCUUCCUCCACCCCCCUCCAAUGUCACCCCGGCCCCACACACACCACGAUACUGGGAGACCCACUCCAGGGUGGGUGUGGUGGGUGGUGGGUGGCGGCCUGUUGUCCUGGAGAUGGGUGUGGGGGAGGAGAGCCAGGUGGACAGUGGGCAGUAUGUUCGUGAACAGCGCUGCUCCUGGUGUGUCUGUUUAGAGAGAUGUCUCACACAUCGGGGGAGUCUCUGUACCUGCGUGUGUCAGCCGGGGGAGCGGGGGAAGUGUUACAGAAACACAAUGUCUGCCACACGCGGCACACAGGCCACCCUCCACUAUGGCGUUGUGCUGGACGUGGGGAGGGGGAGACUCGCCUUCAUCGAUCUCGACAGGGAGAUUGUUUUGGCCAAGUUGGAUGUUGAGUGGAGGGAGUCUCUUCUCCCCAUGUUUAGUCUUGGGCUGCCAGAUAUCUGCACAGUCAACAUGAAGUUGGUCAGCGGGGUGGACAUCACCAUGACUGACUCCAAGAAGUCACUUAUUUAUAACGCCCUCACAUAGGAAAUAAAAUAAACAUGACAUUGUGUAAACUUGUAAGUGUGACAUAUUUAUUUAAACUGUCAAAUGUAAUGUGAUUGUAUUGUUUGAGGCGGACAUAGAAGUUACCUGUCUAUGUGUUGUUUGUUGUGUACAAGAAUGUAACAAGGUUAGCUAAAUGUGUUGUUUUCUA